AGCUUCUAGGCCAGUGAGAGGAGGGAGGUGCCAGGCAGCUGAGGGCCAGGAAAGAUGUGAGAAACUCUAGCUGGUGACCAAGAGGAGUAGAGUGUGCCCUUAGUUCAUAUGAACUAGAGGGAGCUGGUAUUUGCACAGCAGUCAGGGUCACAUGAGUGAUCAUGGUACAGUGAGAAGUUCUCCCUCCCAAGGCGAGGUCACAGGGUUUGUUUCUGUUCAAUCCGGAUUUUUCCAGUAAGAGCUUCAACUUCCCACACUGAAGCUGAGAGCCUCCCAAACUGCUGGCUACCUGCUGAGCGCCCCUGUAACUCUGACACAGUCGUAAUUUGAGCCUCUGCGAUUGCCGUCUGCUUCCUGUGAAAGUCCUUUCCGUGCCCCAGACCCUUGAGUGGGCCUUUCAGCUGCUGACUUUCAGCUGGAACUUGAAGGGACCCCCUACCCUGAGACACUAUGGCCCUGACCUCAGAGCUGGGGAAACAGAUAAAACUGAAAGAGGUGGAGGGGACCCUCCUGCAGCCUGCAACUGUGGACAACUGGAGCGAGAUCCAGAGCUUCGAGGCCAAACCAGAUGAUCUCCUCAUCUGCACCUAUCCUAAAGCAGGGACAACGUGGAUUCAGGAAAUUGUCGAUAUGAUUGAACAGAAUGGGGACGUGGAGAAGUGCCAGCGAACCAUCAUCCAACACCGUCAUCCUUUCAUUGAGUGGGCUCGGCCACCCCAACCUUCUGGUGUGGAAAAAGCCAAAGCAAUGCCCUCUCCACGGAUACUAAAGACUCACCUUUCCACUCAGCUGCUGCCGCCGUCUUUCUGGGAAAACAACUGCAAGUUCCUUUAUGUAGCUCGAAAUGCCAAAGACUGUAUGGUUUCCUACUACCAUUUCCAAAGGAUGAACCACAUGCUUCCUGACCCUGGUACCUGGGAAGAGUAUUUUGAAACCUUCAUCAAUGGAAAAGUGGUUUGGGGUUCCUGGUUUGACCAUGUGAAAGGAUGGUGGGAGAUGAAAGACAGAUACCAGAUUCUCUUCCUCUUCUAUGAGGACAUAAAGAGGGACCCAAAGCAUGAAAUUCGGAAGGUGGUGCAGUUCAUGGGAAAGAACAUGGAUGAAACAGUGAUAGAUAAAAUUGUCCAGGAGACGUCAUUUGAGAAAAUGAAAGAAAAUCCCAUGACAAAUCGUUCUACAGUUUCCAAAUCUAUCAUGGACCAGUCAAUUUCCUCCUUCAUGAGAAAAGGAACUGUGGGGGAUUGGAAAAACCACUUCACUGUUGCCCAGAAUGAGAGGUUUGAUGAAAUCUAUAGAAAAAAGAUGGAAGGAACCUCCAUAAACUUCUGCAUGGAACUCUGAGCAAGAUGUAAAUAAAAUUAAAAGGUGGAUGGCAAGAGUGCAAAUACUAUCUUCAAUCCUUCAGUCCCAGCCAGAAGAAUCUCUGAAAGCAUAUUGUGAAUGUAUACAAUGUAGUAUAAACGAUCUCUGUGAUGAUUAACAGUAUGUCACCACUUCAUUUUUUUAAAAAGGAUCAUGUCUAAUGCCCAUUUUCCCAACUAUUCUUUCCAAAGUAAGAUAUAAGAUACCUUAAUAAACUAAGUAAAAC
Messenger RNA from Nomascus leucogenys (northern white-cheeked gibbon), 1588 nucleotides. RefSeq names its product sulfotransferase 1C2. Gene Ontology annotation, molecular function: sulfotransferase activity. NCBI's taxonomy places the organism in Eukaryota, Metazoa, Chordata, Mammalia, Primates, Hylobatidae. The record is from RefSeq and is a predicted model, not a curated record. Gene Ontology annotation, biological process: sulfation. Gene Ontology annotation, cellular component: cytoplasm.